AUGGCAUAUCCAUACAUGAACGGUACUCUUCAUGCUGGUCACAGUUUCACCGUCAGUAAGGUUGAAUUCACAGCGGGUUUCGCACGUAUGCAAGGAAAGAGAACUUUAUUCCCCAUGGGUUUUCAUUUGACCGGUUUACCUAUCAAAGCAUGCGCCGACAAGCUCGUGAAUGAAAUUAAGCUUUUUGGAAAGAACUUCGAGAACUAUAAGGAGGAAGAGGUUUUGGAGGAGAAGACAAAUACCCCUACGCCAAGCACACAUCACGAAGAUGUCACCAAGUUCACGGCAAAGAAAGGAAAGGCUGCCGCAAAGGUUGUCAAGAUGAAGUAUCAAUUCCAGAUUAUGAGAGCAUUAGGUAUUCCAAUGGAGGAUAUUCAUCAGUUCGCAGACCCUCAAUAUUGGGGUGCCUACUUUUCUCCCCUUUGCAGACGAGAUCUAACGAAUUUCGGAGCACGUGUUGAUUGGAGAAGAUCGUUUGUUACAACCGAUGCCAACCCAUACUACGAUGCUUUUGUUCGAUGGCAGAUGAAUCGUCUCAGGGAGCUCAAGAAGAUUAAGUUCGGGAAGCGAUACACAAUUUACUCGCCAAAGGACGGACAGCCAUGUAUGGAUCACGAUCGAAGUGAUGGGGAGGGAGUUGGCCCACAAGACUACGUAGCCAUGAAGUUGAAGGUCAUGGAAUGGUCAUCAGAGGCUGCAGCUGCAAUCAAGGAUAAGGUCCCUGCGGAUGCAGAUAUUUUCUUCGUACCCGCUACACUUCGACCAGAGACCAUGUAUGGCCAGAACUGUUGUUUUGUUGGACCUAAGAUUACCUAUGGUGUUUUCAAAGUUUCAGAAAAGGAAUACUUCGUUAUUACCGAUCGUGCGGCAAGAAAUAUGUCAUACCAAGAUAUUUUCCCUGAAAAUGGUAAAGUUGAUAAGGUAGCAGAGAUUAUUGGUUCAGCAUGUGUUGGAACUUUAGUUCAAGCUCCUCUUUCCGUACAUAAAGAUGGUGUUAGAAUCCUUCCUAUGGAGUCAGUUCUUCCUACCAAAGGUACUGGUGUUGUUACCUGCGUACCAUCUGACAGUCCAGAUGAUUAUGCGACAAUCAUGGAUCUCGCUAAGAAGGCGGAUUAUUAUGGUAUCAAGAAAGAAUGGGCCGAAUUAGAGAUAAUCUCUAUCAUCAAUACACCUUCGUAUGGAGAUAUGUGCGCUCCGUUCUUGGUGAAGAAGCUCAAGAUUGCCUCACCAAAGGACAAGACAAAAUUGGAAGAGGCGAAAGAGCUUUCAUAUAAGGAGGGGUACUACCAAGGUAUCAUGGCAUUUGGAGAGUUCAAGGGAGAGAAGGUCGAAGUUGCCAAGCCUAAGGUCAGAAAGCAAAUCAUUGACGCUGGUCAAGGCUUUGCAUACUCGGAACCCGAGCGAAAAGUUACUAGUCGAUCUGGGGAUGAUUGUUGCGUCGCAUUAAUGGAUCAAUGGUAUCUUGAUUAUGGAGAGGAGUCCUGGAGAAAGGAAGCUCUUGGCCACCUUGAUUCUGGUUUGAACACUUACUCGCAAGAAACCAAAAAUGGCUUUGAAGGUGUCCUCAACUGGCUCAAUCAAUGGGCAUGUGCCAGAACUUAUGGUCUUGGGUCAAAACUUCCCUGGGAUCCUCAAUUCUUGGUUGAAAGUUUGAGUGACAGUACCAUUUACAUGGCAUACUAUACCAUUGCUCACUAUCUUCAUAACGAUAUUUUCGGUAAGACUCAAGGUCUUGCUGGAAUCAAGCCAGAGCAAAUGACCGACGAGAUUUGGGAUUAUGUCUUCGCUCGCCGGGAUAUUAGUGAUGAUAUCCUGAGUGAAAGCAAGAUUCCAAAGGAGACCCUCGAGUCAAUGAGAAGAGAAUUCGAAUACUGGUACCCACUUGACCUUAGAGUAUCAGGAAAGGAUCUCAUCCCUAACCAUCUUACUUUCUUCCUUUAUAUCCAUAUCGCCAUUUUCCCACCAGAGUACUGGCCGAAGGGUGUCCGUGCCAAUGGUCACUUGCUCUUGAACGGAGAAAAGAUGAGUAAAUCGACUGGAAACUUCAUGACCUUGAGCGACAUGAUCAACAAAUAUGGUGCAGAUGCUAGUCGAAUUGCAUUGGCUGAUGCGGGAGAUGGAGUUGCGGAUGCCAAUUUUGAAGAAGAUGUUGCCGAUAACAACGUUCUCCGUCUUUACACCCUCCGAGAAUGGUGUGAGGAUAUGGUAAAGGAACAAGAUAGCCUUCGUACAGGAGAAAAGAACGAUUUCCUUGACGCACUAUUCGAGAAUGAAAUGAAUGCUAUUGUUCAGGAAUGUCGUCAACAUUACGAAGCGACAGAUUAUAAGCUCGCUCUCAAAUUGGCUCUUUAUGACUUCACAGGUGCGCGUGACUUCUAUCGUGAAGCCAGCAUUGCUGCCGGAAUCAAGAUGCACAAAGAUCUUAUUCUCAGAUAUAUUGAGCUCCAAGCUCUUCUUCUCACUGUCAUUGCGCCUCAUUGGUCUGAAUACAUCUGGCUCGAGGUCCUUCACAAGCCCACUACCAUUCAGAAUGCCCUUUAUCCUACCGUUGCAGCUCCAAAUCUAGGUCUCAGCGCUGCUCGAGAAUACGUCCGCUCUACAUCCUCGAAUAUCACAUCCGCUGAAGCUGCUCAACAAAAGAAAAAAGCCAAAGGAAAAGAUAUUGGAUAUGAUCUCAAGAAGCCCAAGAAGCUUACCAUUUUCUCUGCUGCCAAAUUCCCUGCUUGGCAAGAAAAGUAUAUCGACCUUGUUCGUGAAUCCUGGAACCCAGAGACCAAGAGUGCUGAUGACAAGGAAUUGAAUGGCAAGAUUGCUAAGAUGGGAGAAAUGAAGAAAGCCAUGCCUUUUGUACAAGCUUUGAAGAGAAGAUUACAGAAUGGUGAAGCUGCAGAUCAAAUAUUUGAGAGGAAAUUGGCUUUUGAUGAGCAGAAAACACUCAAGAAUAUGGUACCCGGUCUUAAGAAGGCGGCUGGAUUAUCGGUGAUAGAGUUAGUUAUUGUGGAUGGUGAUGAGGGUGGAAAGAAAGGUGUUGUUAUCUCAAUUGAGGGUGGUGCGGAGAAGGAAUACGGAGCUUUGCCAAGUAUGGCUGACCAGGCUGUUCCUGGUGUUCCAACUUUCUUGUUUGAAAAUGUCGAGGUUUGA
Molecule: messenger RNA, 3141 nt
Organism: Sclerotinia sclerotiorum 1980 UF-70
Lineage: Eukaryota; Fungi; Ascomycota; Leotiomycetes; Helotiales; Sclerotiniaceae
Exons: 1
Coding region: 1-3141 (1046 amino acids)
Biological process (GO): leucyl-tRNA aminoacylation
Molecular function (GO): aminoacyl-tRNA deacylase activity; leucine-tRNA ligase activity; ATP binding
Source: RefSeq, a predicted model, not a curated record